AUGCCUCCCGAGGGCCGCCCGGAACCCGCCCGCAGAGCUGCCGCCGCGCCACCAGCCAGGCCCUCUGCGCUCGCCCUUCCCCGCCACGCCCAGGACUCCAUCGCGCCUCUCCCCGCGCAGCCGCUCGAGGCUGAAAUAAAGGCACCUCCCGUGGCCACCAGGCACACUUGCUGGGCACUGGGUACCUUUCAGACCCUUCGCGGAGCCCAGGUGGACCAGACCAGGGUGCCUCGAGUCCAGCAACUGAGACGGGGCGACAGCCCUCGGCCCGGGCUGCCCUCGCCCCGCCGCGCGGCGACCACCGUGUGCCCCUCUAAACACCACCUGCCCCUGCGGAGCCCCGCCCCCGCGCCUGAGGCCGCGCUCUUCCUGGAGCGACCCCCGGGGGCCCGCCCCCAAAGAGGCCCCGUCCCCCGGGAGCCCCGCCCUCAAAGAGGCCCCGCCCCUGGAAGGCCCCGCCCCGAGCCUGAGGCCGCGCUCUUCCCGCAGCGCCCCCUGGCGCCCGCCGCGGUCACUGCCAGGAUCCUGCGCUGCAGGUGUCCUGCGCUCUCCCGGGCCCGGGCGACGCUGCCAGGCCGCCCAGCGAGCCGCGCCCCGCAGCCGGUGACCCAGGACCGACCGCCGCGGGCCCUCGGGCUGGGCUCCACCCGGCAGCCCUGGCGGUGGAAUCUGCCGCCUUUGGCAUCCACCGCUCACGUGCGCGGCAGGUGCUUCCCCCCCCAGUCCCAGCCCCAGGACAGGUGA
Perognathus longimembris pacificus (Pacific pocket mouse) is the source of this 744-nucleotide messenger RNA. RefSeq names its product proline-rich protein 2-like. Bases 1 to 744 code for a protein of 247 amino acids. The record is from RefSeq and is a predicted model, not a curated record. Lineage: Eukaryota; Metazoa; Chordata; Mammalia; Rodentia; Heteromyidae. The transcript is spliced from 3 exons.